Brachypodium distachyon (stiff brome) is the source of this 1760-nucleotide messenger RNA. Its product is annotated as actin-related protein 7. The transcript has 8 exons. NCBI's taxonomy places the organism in Eukaryota, Viridiplantae, Streptophyta, Magnoliopsida, Poales, Poaceae. Bases 212 to 1294 code for a protein of 360 amino acids. The record is from RefSeq and is a predicted model, not a curated record. Gene Ontology annotation, biological process: anatomical structure morphogenesis. Gene Ontology annotation, cellular component: nucleus.
GCCGCUCCAAGAUCCCACGCGCUUCUCUACCGCGAGCUUCUUCCUCCCCAUCCUCCCUUUCGCUGCUCCUCCUCCAAAACCUCUCUUCCCUUUUCCCGCGACUUCCAAGCGAGGCAACAUUUCAAAAGUCCUCGCUCCUGUCCUCCCUUCCCCUCGCCUCGCCUCGGCUCGCCGCCGCAUCCCAGGAACUGUCCUGCUCCCGCCGCCGGCCAUGGAGGCGGUGGUCGUCGACGCGGGCUCCAAGCUGCUCAAGGCGGGCAUCGCGCUGCCCGACCAGGCCCCAGCUCUGGUGAUGCCCUCCAAGAUGAAGACGGAGGUCGAGGACAGCCAGCUGGCCGACGGCGCUGUGGUGGAGGAGGUGGUGCAGCCGGUGGUGCGCGGCUUCGUCAAGGACUGGGACGCCAUGGAGGACCUGCUCCACUACGUCCUCUAUAGGAACAUCGGGUGGGAGAUGGGGGACGAGGGCCAGAUCCUCUUUACCGAGCCGCUCUUCACGCCCAAGGCUCUCAGGGAGCAGUUGGCGCAACUUAUGUUUGAAAAAUUCAACGUCUCAGGCUUUUAUGACUCUGAACAGGCUGUGUUGUCACUUUAUGCUGUUGGCCGCAUUUCAGGCUGUACAGUUGACAUUGGGCAUGGCAAAAUAGAUAUUGCUCCAGUUUGUGAAGGUGCUGUUCAACAUGUAGCGUCAAAGAGAUUUGAGAUUGGAGGAACCGACUUGACAAACCUAUUUGCGCAAGAACUAAAAAACUCCAACCCAUCAGUAAACAUUGAUAUUUCUGAUGUUGAGAGGUUGAAAGAACAGUAUGCAUGCUGCACAGAAGAUCAGUUAGCCUUUGAAGCUAUAGAAAGCUCAUGCGACCCAGAGAAGCACACUCUUCCAGAUGGGCAGGUUAUAACAAUUGAAAAGGAGCGCUUUAUCGUCGGUGAAGCUUUGUUUCAACCAAGAAUUUUGGGCUUGGAAGAUUAUGGCGUUGUUCACCAGCUAGUUAGUAGUGUUUCAAAUGUUGCAUCGGAGUACCAUAAGCAACUACUUGAAAACACUAUGUUAUGCGGUGGCACUGCAUCCAUGACUGGCUUUGAAGACAGGUUUCAGCGAGAAGCGAAUUUGUCUGCUUCGGCAAUCCGCCCAACUCUCGUGAAGCCCCCAGAAUACAUGCCUGAGAAUCUAGGGAGGCACUCGGCCUGGCUGGGCGGCGCGAUCCUGGCCAAGGUGGUCUUCCCCCAGAACCAGCACGUCACCAAGGGCGACUACGACGAGACGGGCCCAUCCAUCGUCCACAAGAAGUGCUUCUGAGAACCAGGCGCGUCGUACCCUCGAAUCUGACUGCAACACCUUUACUGCUGCCCCUGCCCUGUAGGGGCCUGUGCGCGCUCCAUCCCAUCCAACCCGCUGUACCGGUGUCCUCUCCUCUCCGGAAGAACGCUGCGGGCGGCUUUCAAGCUAUUCAUGGCGGCUCUUCUGCUUGUUUCCUUUCGUUUUGGAUGCGUUGUUGCUAGCUAGCUAUUCAGGUUUCAGAAUCCAGCGUCUAUUAUUUCUCGUUAGGUGUGUUAGAACUGUAGCUGCUGAACCAGCGGGAAAAAAAAGGUUGGAAAGGCGUUCUCACACGUGAGGUGUUCUGCCAUUUACCAGUUUAACGAAGCGCAAUAUCCCGUGGUUCCCUGAGCUAUUACUGCGUAAGCAAGUAGUCGUAUCUCUUUGCUGUUAUAAAAAUUGAAGAAAAUUAUCAGUCACUACUAAAUAUUCAAUGUGGUACUCUAAA